AACCAAGAUCUCUGACUUUUAAGUGGACCCGGUAUUGAGAGUACCUGGGUGUUUUAAACAGUAUUCUGCGUGUACACAUUCCCGAGCAAUAUGGUGUUGGGUGUUUACGAGUAUUUGCUUGUUUGUAUGAUUUUGAGUGUAGGCAGUGCAUUAACAGAAGAUUCGUGUCAUACUUAUGGCGGUGGAGAUGUGUAUCCACAAGAAAUUGGAAAUACUGUAGACCAUAAACUACAAUGGACUAAAGCUGUCAUUUCCAAACCUGCACCUGAGUGGGAAGGAACAGCAGUGAUAAAUGGAGAAUUUAAAGCAUUAAAACUUUCUGACUUUAAGGGGAAGUACCUUGUAUUUUUCUUUUACCCAUUAGACUUUACAUUUGUAUGCCCUACAGAGAUCUUAGCAUUCAAUGACAAUAUUGAUGAGUUUCGAAAAUUAAAUGCAGAGGUUGUAGCCUGCUCGGUGGAUUCCCCAUACACACAUCUUGCUUGGAUGAACCUUCCGAGAAAAGAAGGUGGUUUAGGAAAACUGAAAAUACCGUUACUGUCAGAUUUGACUCACAAGAUUGCAAGAGACUAUGGCGUGUACCUGGAAGAUUUAGGGCAUGCUUUAAGGGGCCUGUUCAUCAUUGAUCCUAAAGGAAUUCUCAGGCAAAUAACGAUGAAUGAUCUCCCAGUGGGACGAAGUGUAGAGGAAGCCCUUAGACUGGUUCAAGCAUUCCAGUAUACAGACAAACAUGGAGAGGUUUGUCCAGCUGGCUGGAAACCUGGAGGAGACACGAUUGUGCCAGAUCCUGUACAAAAGGCAAAGUUCUUUAACAAACAGUAUAAGACUGACUUUUAAAUACAGCUAAAAGGUUCCAUUGAAGGAUGCAUAAGUUGCUUGGAACUGUUAGAUUUAAGAUGACAUAAUCGAGAUAAAGGGAUAAGAAAAAUGCCCUCGCUAUCUUAUCUUUUGACAAGUUAAAUAUUUCACAUAAUUGGAAAUUUUGUAAUUCGGAAUCUUAUUCCAAUAAAUAACAUCACAUGACAUGACAAGACUGAGUGACAAUUUGGUUUAUCUCGUAAGAAUUUUUAGUAUUGAUUUUGGCUACUGCUUAUGGCUUUGCCAUAACAGUAAUGAGACACUGCAGUUAUACAUAGUCUGAUCAUUCUUUAUUAUCAAGGGGGUGGGAAAAAUGAAUAGACGCAACAAAUAAAUUUGAAUAUGAAAUUUAAUUAUGGAAAUUAGUAACUGGUUAGUUUUGUUUUUCUAUUAUUGUUUAUUAUAUGUUCCAUAUUUUAUAUUAGUUAAUUUUUCCACCUAGUGGAUUGACAUAGAUAGAUAUGGUAUUAUACCAGAUGACUAAGUUAAAAAGGUGCUGUGCAGUUUUUAUCUGUACUCUUUAUGUAUUACAUACAAACAAGUUGUGUGUGUACUUGUGUAUAUGUGAAAUAUUGUUCAUUUUCAUUAUCUGUACAUUGUAACCAUGACAUUACUGACUUGCUGCAAAGAAAAGUCAUCAUUCAAUCAUCUCAAUUUCCCUCCAAAAAUAAAUAAAAGAAUUAAGAGUU
Molecule: messenger RNA, 1547 nt
Organism: Schistocerca cancellata (South American locust)
Lineage: Eukaryota; Metazoa; Arthropoda; Insecta; Orthoptera; Acrididae
Gene: Prx4
Product: peroxiredoxin-4
Exons: 5
Coding region: 91-837 (248 amino acids)
Biological process (GO): hydrogen peroxide catabolic process; cellular response to stress; cell redox homeostasis
Cellular component (GO): cytosol; endoplasmic reticulum
Molecular function (GO): thioredoxin peroxidase activity
Source: RefSeq, a predicted model, not a curated record